This is a messenger RNA of Ostrea edulis (European flat oyster), 1589 nucleotides long. Its product is annotated as galactose-specific lectin nattectin-like. The record is from RefSeq and is a predicted model, not a curated record. The transcript is spliced from 4 exons. Lineage: Eukaryota; Metazoa; Mollusca; Bivalvia; Ostreida; Ostreidae. Bases 837 to 1544 code for a protein of 235 amino acids.
CGAUUUGAUAUAUCCCUGUGAACUCGAAAUUAAGAACAUCACAGAGUCUUCCACAUCUGCAUUCUACUUAGAUAUUGUAUUGAACAUUGGUGUUAACGGCAAACUAACAACUAAACUUUAUGACAAACGGUCUCGUUUAUAGUCAGUAUUUCGCAAAAUAUAUGGUCGUUAUACCUUUCGUUAGACCAUCCUUGACACUCCGAUUUUUACUACGUGUUACUUUGCUUACCUGAUCAAAAUAUAGGACUCAAGGCGGGUAUGACCGGUCGACAGGUGAUGUGUACUCCCCUACACACCUGAUCCUACCUCUGGUAUGUCCAGGAUCCCCGUGUUGACGUCUCCAUAUGAGUGAAAAAUUCUUUAGAGUGACGUUGAAUACUAUACAAUCAAUCAAUCCAGGGUCGUUGUUUGUCCUACUCUUCACUUUGUAUUUUUAUAGGAAUUAUGUUUCAUAUCAUUAUUAGUUAUAUUAUCACCUUUCCUUAUCUCCACCUUUUAAUCACAAGAUAUGAAUAUUUCAAAGUUCCAAUUUCAUUACAUGAUGUCAAAAAUGAUAUCUGAAAUGAGAUAUUCAAAUAGCAUAAAUUUUCAAUUUCAUAUUUCGACGUCACCAAAGGACAUACAAUAGCUCAUAUCGUAUCCAGUUCCUUUAUGCAGUAAUAGCCAAUCAUAAAGCGGGGAUAUAUUGAUAAAGCUACUUUGGUUUGAAGACAAUCAUUGUCACGCAGCCAACUAUAAAAGCCAUUAAGAUUUGAUUAAAAUGAUGUAGAACUACUUGUUCGAGUAUUAUACGGUUAUUAAUGGAAGUCAUCAGAAAAAAGCAUCGGGAUAUUUGAAUGAUGACCUGGAUCAAAAUUCUUAUAUAUAUUAUUUCUAUUGUUGGUGAUGCGUGUACGUUAGAAAGGUCGUCCAUCUUUCAUGGAGUCAACGUAAACAGUUCACACUUUGCUUCAAAGCAAUCCUUUCUGCUGUGGGAGAUGAAGAGCUCAUCAAACCAAGAGUGUGCAGUUAGAUGUCUAGAAGAAACAGCCUGUCUCUCCUUUAUGAGAGACGAGCUAUCCGGAGUGUGUAAAAUAUUCUCCGUAAAUUUUUACAUCACAUCUGGAAUGACAUCUGUCGGUUUGCAGAUAUACCAAAGACAAAUGUCCUGUGAGGAUUAUGGUUACGUCACUUUACAAUCCACACGGAAGUGUGUGAAGCUACACUAUACGGAAACGUCGUGGAUGGAAGCAAAUAAGACAUGUGCUUCUACUGGUGGAAAUAUCCUAAGGAUAACAACAGCAGAAAUGUUAAAUGAUGUUGUAUGGACAGUCUCUCAAACAGAUGCAGCAUUCGACUUCUUCUUUAUCGACGGAAAUGACAACGAAGUGGAAAACACCUGGGUUUUUUCAGACGGAACACAGCUUUCCUUUUUGCCGUUUGAAGGCAGUGAACCCAAAGGAAGAGAGACUGAAAACUGUUUGCUAUUCCUUGCUGAAAAGUACUAUGAUGCAUCAUGCUAUAACUAUAUUGCAAAAUUUAUUUGUGAAAAAAAAAUUGGAUGAUCAAUUUGAAUAUUUGAGAAUCAAUGAAAAUUUGUAAGUGACAAA